AUGUAUAGAAGAAAUAAUUUUAAUAGAGGAAAACCUUAUAGAAAGCCUUAAUAAUAAUAUUAAAAAAAAAAUUAUUAUCAAAAGCAAGAACGCACUCCUAUUAUUUAAGAUAAAUCAAUUUUAAAUGAUCCAAUAUUAUUUGACAAUCCACCAACUAAAAAAAUAAUCAAUAUUAUCAAUAAGAAAGAACCUGAUUAUUAAUAUAAGAAUGAAGACUUUAAAAAAAAUAAUGAAGAAAUCUAAAUAAAUGAUAAAAACAAACAAUUAAAACUUAAUCACUUUAAAAAAAAUUAUGAUGAUAGGAGUCCUUAAAAAGAGAGCCUUUAAGCUGAGAAUUCUUAUGAAAAUAAUUCUAUUGAUGAUUAGGAUAAUUAAAAAAUCAACAAUAAUGAAAAUAAUAAAGAUAGUGAUCUAAAAGAGAAAAACAAUGAUAUAGAAAAAGUAUCACAAAAAUUAAAUCCUGUUGAAGAUGAAAAAGAUGAAGAAAAUGAAGAUUAUGAUGAUUAUACUGAUGAAUAGGAUUAAGAUAAUUCAUAAGAAGAAUAUGAUUAAUAUGAUGAAGAUGGUGAAAUAGAAAAAAAUUCAAAAUAAGAUGAUAAUUUAUACGAAAAUGAAGAAGAUGAUUAAUAAAGGGAUGAUGAAUAUACAGAUGAAAAUGAUCAAUCAGAAGGAGGAAGAGAUAAUACGGAUGACGAUAAUUAAAAUGAUUUUGAUGAUUACGACGACUAUUAUGAUCAAAUUGAAGAUAGAGUGAAACCACCUGUAUAAUAGCCAAGAUUGGCUGAAAGCUCAAAACGGAUGUUAGCUUUUGAAAUAAGAAAAAUAAUUCCAUCUUUACCGAAAGGAUUUGGUCAAAACUUUUAAAAAGAUGAAAAAGCUAAAAAAAUACCUAACUAAUUUAAUUAUGAAUCAUAAAAUUAAACAAAUGAAUUAAGGCAAACAUAAAAUAAAGAUUAGAUCAACGAAAAGCUUAUUGCCAAAAGGAAAGAACUAUAAUUGAAAUAUACUGAACAAUAAUAAUAAUAAUAAUAAUAAUAAUAAUAAUAAUAAUAAUAAUAAUAAUAAUAAUAAUAAUAAUAAUAAUAAUAAUAAUAAUAAUAAUAAUAAUAAUAAUAAUAAUAAUAAUAAUCAUAUUAUAAAAAUCUAUAAAAUGAAAUUGAUGCAAAUAGUUGGAAAAUCCCAUAAUUUUCUUAAAAUCUUUAACCUAUAUCACAUAAUACAGGAGCAAAUACAAUAAAAUAUAAUUGUGAAGUGAAAUGGAAAAAUUUUCAAUUUAUAGAUUAAAUGUGCACUCAAUAAAAUAUAUAAGAUGCUAUCAAUCUAAAUAUGUAUGAUAGCACAUUUGAAGUUGAUAAGAAUUAUUAGUUAAAUACUUCUUUAAUUGUUAAAUAAUAUAUAAGACCGAAUUAAGGGAAAUAAGAAACAAUUUUUAGAUCAGAUGUAGGAAUGAUGUUAUCAAUUCAAAGAUUACAUUAGAUAUUUUGUGACAGAUAGAAAAGAAAAAAAAAUGGUGAGCUAGUGAACAUUGUGGAAAUCUUUUAAUACAUUUCUGAUAGAUUUAGGGCUUUAAGUACAGAGUUAAAGCAAAUAGAAUCAGAAAAUAGUAAUAUUUAUAUAUUUAGGAUCCAGUAUCUCGAAUAGCUAAGUAAAAUAAUUUAGUUGUUAAAUAGUCCGAAUUUAUCUGCUGUCAUAUUUAGAGAUGAUGUAGGCAGAUUAAAGUUGCCCAUUAAUAUAACAGAAUAAAUUUAAUUGUAAUAAGUAUCUGAUUGAUGC
Molecule: messenger RNA, 1773 nt
Organism: Paramecium primaurelia
Lineage: Eukaryota; Ciliophora; Oligohymenophorea; Peniculida; Parameciidae
Source: the annotation of a GenBank genome assembly